GAUGGGAAGGGACGGCAACUAUAGCUCAGUAUUGGUUGAGCCGAGAGGUGGAGCACAUGAGUUGGUCUCAUAUGAGGUGAUAGUUGAGUGUCUGUGACGUGAACAUUGAGUUUAUCAUAAGUUUAACUGCAAUUGAAUUGUGAAACCAGUGAACACUUACCGGUUAAGUGACAUAAAAACUCAUUGAAACCUAUUGUGGACUCAAUUGCGGACAACAUUUGCGUCAAAUCCAGUCAUAACUGUCUCUCCAAUUGACUCGCAUUUGAGGAAAACGAUUGACACAAACACUGAAUCUCUUAUCUUAUCUGUCGCUAAAUCUUGCCAUCAAUUGAAUUGAUCCGAAAGCACACGAAGACAUGUCCGCCGAUCAGCAAUUUCAAAAGGCUGCCGAAGACGUGAAGAAGUUGAAGGCAAAGCCGACGGACCAGGAAUUGCUUGAGAUCUACGCCCUCUUCAAACAGGCCUCUGAAGGCGACUGCAACACCGCCCGACCCGGACUCCUGGACCUGAAGGGAAAGGCCAAAUGGGACGCCUGGAACAGUAAGAAAGGUAUGUCGAAAGACGAGGCCAAGUCUGCGUACGUAAACCGGGUGAAGGGUUUGGUGGAGACCUACGGAGUCUCAUAAAAGCGGUCAUUAAUCUAAUCGUUUGUUUUCUUGAUUUGAUACUAUU
This is a messenger RNA of Oppiella nova, 672 nucleotides long. Lineage: Eukaryota; Metazoa; Arthropoda; Arachnida; Sarcoptiformes; Oppiidae. The record is from the annotation of a GenBank genome assembly.